Molecule: messenger RNA, 598 nt
Organism: Schizophyllum commune H4-8
Lineage: Eukaryota; Fungi; Basidiomycota; Agaricomycetes; Agaricales; Schizophyllaceae
Exons: 1
Coding region: 161-547 (128 amino acids)
Source: RefSeq, a predicted model, not a curated record
CCUUUCGCGCCUCUCUUCCUGCACGGUCACUUCCACGCAAAUCAAUGGGUUUGUCCCCUGCUACAGGUCAUUGCCACUCUGUAUCCGGUCCCAAAGACUCAAACCCUCGUACGACCCGGUCUCAAUUCCCUUUUUGUCUGCAUUUUCCUUUUGUGUGACAAUGGUCCUGCCAGCAUGCCCGCAUGCCCGGGGUCUUGUACGUGUGCGACAGCGUCCAUUUCCCCGAAGCAGGCCCAGCAACGUACACCCUGCAACCGCAUUUCUCGAUCGAACCCCGGAAGAGGCGAACAAUGAGUCCACCGCCACCGGUCCGCCCGUGCAUCAAGCUCAUUGUUCCCCUCCGAGCUGCCAUCACCGAUCAGCCACGCCCGUCGCGGUAUAUAAUGCACGCAGACCCAGCCUACACUCCUCAGUUUCAUUCUCGCCCUCUUCCUGCCCAGUGCAGCUUACGACCCAGUCUCUUACCCUUCAGCACACGACACUCGACAGCCCGCUAGCCGCGCUGCUCCUACUACUCUUUACUUCACGCACAUUCACUCAACUCUAGACGAGACCAUUCAUUCACGAUGAUCGCCGGACUCUCGAAGGCCAUCACCCU